UGUUUUUAACUCCUAUAACGAGUAAAAAUAUGACCGGAGAAAUAUAACUGGCUACACUAAUGCUUGGAAAAACAGUAGGUCGGUAUCCUCCGCGCGCAUGACGCACCAAGAAAAGAGUUUCUACCUACAGGAUUUUUUCAUUUAUAGUGGCUGUGAUUGGGCAAUCGAUACCAUUCAAAGCAUCAUCGCGUAAAGGCAUCCAGGGGAAGACGUAAGCAGUGUCCGUAUACUCAUAGGAAUAACAGUGGCCUUAAAACUGACUCCAGAACAGGGGCCAAAAUGUGUGAAAUCUGACUCCAUGUCAGGGAAAUUGCUGUAGAAUGAGUUCUGUUCCACUUAGAGACAAAAUUUCAACGCCUAUAGAAACUAUAGACUGUUUUCUAUCCAAUAAUAAUAAUAAUUUGCAUAUUGUACGAUCAAGAAUUUUGUAGGAAGCCGUUUCAAAAAUUACACGAUUUCCAUAAAUAGUGACAACAGCACCCCCUAGCCUUAACAGGUUUUAAACUGAUUUCGCCUGGCAUAGAAAAAGGUGCUCUCUCAUUAGGACACUGUUGUUCAGAGGAGCUAGCCAACAAAACAGCGAACACAAUGGCUGCAAACUAGCUGCACUUCGUUUCGUUUGACCUUUUUUCAAUGUACAUGUCUUUGUGUAUAGCCAUGAAAAUGAUGCCAGCUGAUUCAUGACUUCGACUGGCUGAGAAACGCUGCCUGCCUCUCUCUCUCUCGUCCGGACUCGCGACCCCUACACGUGCAUUGCAAUGGGACAGCUGGAGAUCGAUUUUGAAUAUUGAAACAAUGUUGCAAAUGUCGGAGAGACAGACUGCGAGGUUUGUAUAAAUCUCCGCUGUGAAAAACUAAAUGUUAGUCUAAAAGAAUUGUGAAAUAAUGUCUAGAUGCUUUUUAUAGUGAAGAUCAAGUUCAUAACUUCCCUGCCCGGGUUGAUGAGACAGGGGAUUGCGCAUUCAAAUGGAACAGAAUAAAUAGGCAUUUUAGCGCCAUAGAUUUAGCAGGUGGUAAUUUGUGGAAUAGACACCGGCUGGAAUGCCUUUUUCACCAAUCAGCAUUCAGGAUUAGACAAACCCAUUGUAUAACACUCAAUAUUUCACUUAAUAAGGGAGCACAGAUUUCACCUGUAUUCACCUGGACAGUCUAUGUCAUGGAAAGUGCAGGUGUGCUUAAUGUUUUAUUUACUUAGUGUAUGUCGAAUAAAAAAAUAUCACGACAGGGUUGAUGGAAACAGCACAUUUGUCGGUAAACUUUCAAAUGUCGACAAAACAAAACGUUAGACAAGGUGGGACCUUUUUGUGUCAGUAAAAUGUAUUAUUCGAGAAAUGUUGGUGCGCAAGUAUUGAUAAAACAACCAUCAUAUCGAAGUCAAUUUAAAGUCACGCGAUAAGAUAUUGUGUUGUCGUCCCACUACGACUCGGGAGAGCAUGCAGUUUAUUAAACUCUAGAUAAAAUACAUUAUAAUUAAUUUGACAGGGUAGUGAAAGUGCAGGGUGAUGAGCUUUGAUGCUCAUUUUCCAAUAAAUGGCGAGGGUCUUAUUCUGGUGACAUGAUGAUUGAUGAUGGCGGCCGUUUGACAAAUAAAAAUAAUCUCGUUUUAGGGGAUACCUAGUCAGUUGUACAACUGAAUGCCUUCAACUGAAAUGUGUCUUCCGCAUUUAACCCAACCUCUGAAUCGGAGAGGUGCGGGGGGCUGCCUUAAUCGACAUCCACGUCUUCGGCGCCCGGGAGCAGAACGGCAGAUUUUUACCUUGUCAACUCGGGGAGUCGAGUUGACAAGGUAAGGCCAGCAAUCUUUUGGUUACUGGCCCAACGCUAUAACCGCUAGGCUACCUGCCGCCACUUUAGCCAUAAUAAUCUCAUCAUGUUGGCUGGCCUACCUGCACUAUAUCUGCGAGCCGGGGCGAGAUGUUGGCUAGAGAGAAUGUGCCAAAACCAGUGUGGGCACAAUUACUAUUUCACGACAAAACUAUCAGUGGAGUUGAAAAUGCGAUGGAAAAACAUUGAACUUCAGAUUUUCAUUCAGUACAUGAAAAUGUAAACGAUGAGGUACAUUUUAUGUUCACUAAAUCAUCACGCACUUCAUUUUAUCUGCAACAAAUCAGUCUUUAUGCGGAAUAGAGAAUAUUAACAUGAAAAUCUGUCACCAACUGGGUGAAAAACCUAACUUUUAUUGAGAACUGUAUUUGUAUGUUGAAUUUGUGGACAUUUUUAUGAGUAGUAACAAAGAUUCAGACACCCAGUCUACCUCUCAGCAUGCAUGUAUACAGAACCACAGAUUAAAAUGACAUGCCGUACGAAGCCAAAACCUGAUGGUUUAGCAUUCACCACUAUAGCUUUACAAUUUUUACAUACAUAAAUAAUCACAUUCAACAGCACCAUCUUGUGGAUGUCAGAAAUGUUUAGGUAGCAACAGGAAUGAGAAACGGCAGUGUGUAUAGUGUGUGUGUGUGUGUGUCAGUGCCAGGGAGGAUUAUUUUUAUUUUUUAUGAGCAUGGCUUUAUUUCUAUUACAGCAUAUUGGAUGACUGUCAUUCAUAUUCCAAUUACCCAGCUCAAUGUAACAUCGAUAGGUUUAGGCUACUAACAUGAUACUCACAUUUUCCCUGUACCCAUCAUCAGGUUGAUACAACCAAGCCAAACCUUCAUAUCAUGACUGCUAUAAUUGCUACGCACAGCCUACAUUGUUGUCACGUCAUAGUCAACAUAGCUACUAGAACUAACUCGUUAGUAAACCCGCUAGCUACAAUCAUGCAGUACAGUGUACAGUCAGAAAGCAUUUUAUUAGUUACACUGGUGGGCCCCAGUGGCAAUAAAUUGAUAAAACCAAAAGCUUACCUUGACAUGGAAGAGUUCCAGUGUUGGAUAGCCAUAGCCAGAUAGCUUACAUAGCAUCCAUCUCUGUUUGAGCCGGGUGUUUGAGUAGGCUAAACUAGAUAGCUGCAUUCGCAAGUGAAAGUUUUUUAAUCUACCAAAUACAGCUAUCCAGCUCUAUCUCUCUCACUCUCUUUUGCUUCUCCUUAAUUUUGGAAAAAUUUAUUUGUUCAAAACUGUUCAACUAUUGUAUUUCUCUCUCUUUGAGUCAACUACUCACCACAUUUUAUGCACUGCAGUGCUAGCUAGCUGUAGUUUAUGCUUUCAGUACUAGAUUCGUUCUUGGAUCUUUUGAUUUUGAUUGGGUGGACAACAUUGUCAGUUCAUGCUGCAAUAGCUCUGAUAGGUUAGAGGAUGUCCUCCAGAAGUUGUCAUAAUUAGGGUAAGCCAAUGGAAGGGGGUGAGAACCAUUAGCCUCCUAGGUUUUGUAUUGAAGUCAAUGUACCUAGAGGAGGACAGAAGCCAACUGGCCUCUGGCUACACCAUGGUGCUCACCUACAGUGCUGCUGAGGCUACUGUAGACCUUCAUUGCAAAACAGUGUGUUUUAAUAAUUUUUUGGGUGACAUGAAUAUAUUUGGUAUAGUUUUAUCUAAAAAGGAUAACUUUUUUAAUGUUUCACUAUUUACAUUUUAUGAAAUUCACUGAGGAGGAUGGUCCUCCCCUUCCGCCUCCGAGGAGCCUCCACUGGUGUGUGUGUGUGUGUGUGUGUGUGUGUGUGUGUGUGUGUGUGUGUGUGUGUGUGUGUGUGUGUGUGUGUGUGUGUGUGUGUGUGUGUGUGUGUGUGUGUGUGUGUGUGUGUGUGUACGGGUGUGUCUUGUCAAACCAAGGACCAAAACAUACUGCAUCUGGCAAAUGUGACACAGCAGUUUAUAUUUUCAUAUACACAGUGGUGUAGGGCAGUUUCGCGGUACCCCGCCGCAAGGUCCAUGCCUAAAUGUUUGCCUAUAUUUUUACUACAAGCCAAUGUCAUUAUUCUGCAUGAAACAGAACCAGCUGAAUGUAUCAUGUUGCAGCAGAAGCAGCAAUCUUUGUCUGUGUAUGCACUAAGUGGCACCAUAUUCCUUUUGUAGUGCACUACUUUUGACCAUGACACAUAGGGCUCUAGUCAAAAGUAGUGCACUAUAUGAGAAUAGUGCCAUUUCGGUCGCACACUGUCUUGCACGCCAGUCCCCAAGGCCAUGCUUUGCAGCUGAAAACCAGUGGAGUUAUGUUAUUUAUACAAUGUCAAGAGAAGGCAAUUUAGCCUACUCAAGAAAGGCCACUUAUUUGUGUUUACAUUCAAACAUGACCCAUGAAUGACACAUCAGUUUCCAAACUGAACAGUGAAAAGUCAGGGGUGUGUGAGACAGUUUAAGACUGCCGGCAUCUGUCUGAACAUUGGAAGAAGAGGAGUCAAAUACAACACAGGAAAAUGUCAUAACUACACUGUCUGUCUGUAUCCAGGGACAGUCAGGCACUCAGUUGAAAAAUCUCUGUCGGCAUAUGCUGGCUGUUUGAGAGCAACUGGCACAAGUUGAACCAUCUGGCCGAAGUUCAAGAGGCAUUUGAAUCCAGACCAUUCUCCUAACCCUCCUCCCAUGCACCCCCCUAAAAUUUGCUUUGGAGUAAGGCAGGAAGGUUACCAGAAUCUGUGAAUCAUUGCAGUAUGCCACUUGUAGAGAAAUGAAUGGUGGAAGUGUGUUGUUAUUUCCAUAGGAAUGCAUUGUUGUACUACUUCAGUUCCUUUAUGGGCAGUGGAGAGAAUGGCAAUGGGGUGGCUGCAUAAAAAUACAAAUGUCAAACUCACUCCCACAACACGGGAUCCCCUCUAUGUUAAAACAUCCAUGUUUAAACUCUUAGGCAGGCAGACACAGAACCAUCUAUAUCAAACUCUCGUUUAUUCUCUAAUUCAACUUUACAUACGAAUGCCAUUAUAGCAUGAGAAAUUACUAUCUGCUAAUUCAUAAUGGCUCUGCAUUGUUUGUGUCCUGGCUAGAGAAUGGGCCCUCUGUGGCCUUACACAGUGGUCCUGUUCAGGGGUCAGCUGCCUCUCGCCCUGCGCUGCUCCUGCCACCGGUCGCAGUGUGAGGGAGAAUAAUACAGUCACAGGGACAAGCUAGUCAUCGUUAACCAUGUGAGUCAGCCAUUCAGCACAGCCAUGUUAGUCAGGAAGGAUUGUAGGAACAGCAUAGCAAUGCACAGAAGCUGAAUGUUACAGCAAAAUCUCUUGUCUUUUUGUAUCAUGAAAAUGUAUACAUUGCUUUUGAUAUUUCACAGUUCAUAUUUUUCUUACUUUUUAACUCUGCAUUGUUGGGUAGGGCUUGUAAGUAAGCAUUUCACGGUAAAGUCUACACCUGUUGUGUUUGGCACGUGACAAAUAAAAUGUGAUUUGAAAUCAUUAUGUAGGAUAUGUGACUGCCAUUUUUCCCACCAUAAAUCAACACCACUCCUUUACAGUAAUACAACAACAUUAUACUAUGCUUGGCCUACUAUUUUGUGUUAUUGGUAAAACUAUACAGACUUGUGUUUAACUGAAGCGUUGAACAAUCAACAACUUAUUUUGCAUUUAACAUGGGGAUAAAGUUGUUCAAAAAAGUUUACUUUUCGAAUUUGGUUUUCUUCGGGAGAGUAGGGGGGGCUAAAGCUUCCUCAGACUUUUCCGGGUUUCGCUGGUUGAGAAGUUUCCUGGGGCGUAUUCAUUACGCCGAUUCUGUUUCAAAACAUUUCUAAAUUUAAGCAAACGGAACGAAACGGGGAGGAACCUACCUGAAUUUGCCCAAUAGAAACCAACUGUUUGUACUAAUGAUUUUACCCCUGUUUUGGUUGCCAGUGAGAGACGCUGCAGAAACAGUACAGUAUGGACUGACACGCCGAAACCGUUAACUUUUGCAAAAUCAAGUACAUGUACUCUUUAUAGGUGCAUUAGUCGGACAAAGUCAUAGCUAUGGCGCGAGACUGCACAACACGAAGUCUGGACAAUAUUGAUCUCUCUGCUUUGAGGGAUCCUGCCGGGAUAUUUGAGCUGAUAGAAGUGGUUGGAAAUGGAACAUAUGGGCAAGUCUACAAGGGGCGACAUGUGAAGACGGGACAGCUGGCUGCUAUCAAGGUCAUGGACGUGACAGAGGAAGAAGAAGAGGAAAUAAAGUUAGAGAUUAAUAUGUUGAAGACAUAUUCCCAUCAUAGGAAUAUAGCUACAUACUAUGGUGCCUUUGUGAAGAAGAGUCCUGCAGGUCAGGAUGACCAGCUCUGGCUGGUGAUGGAGUACUGUGGGGCGGGCUCAGUCACUGACCUAGUGAAGAAGACUAAAGGGAACUGCCUGAAAGAAGACUGGAUCGCCUACAUCUGCAGAGAGGUCCUCAGAGGCCUGUCUCACCUCCACUCACACCACGUCAUUCACAGAGACAUCAAAGGCCAGAACGUGCUGCUGACUGAGAACGCAGAGGUCAAGCUGGUUGACUUUGGGGUGAGUGCUCAGCUGGACAGGACGAUAGGGAAGAGGAACACCUUUAUUGGGACUCCGUACUGGAUGGCCCCUGAAGUCAUUGCUUGUGACGAGAACCCAGACUCUACUUAUGACUACAGGAGUGACCUGUGGUCGCUGGGAAUCACAGCUCUGGAGAUGGCUGAAGGAGCACCACCCCUGUGUGACAUGCAUCCCAUGAGAGCCCUGUUCCUCAUUCCUCGCAACCCGCCCCCCAAGCUCAAAUCAAAGAAAUGGUCCAAAAAGUUCCUGUCCUUUGUGGAGAGCUGUCUGGUAAAAAACUACCUCCACCGUCCCGCCACAGAAACCCUCCUGAGACACUCAUUCAUCAAAGACCUGCCCAACGAACGGCAGGUCCGCAUCAUGCUCAAAGACCACCUGGACAGAACCAGGAAGAAGAGAGACAAAGAGGGCCCGGAGUAUGAGUACAGCGGCAGUGAGGAUGAGGAGGAGGAGAUGAACGACGAGGAAGGUGAACCCAGCUCCAUAGUGAACCUGCCGGGGGAGUCCACUCUAAGGAGAGAGUUCCUGCGUCUGCAGCAGGAGAACAAGAGCCGGUCAGAAGCCCAGCGACAGCAGCAGGUCCUCCAGCAGCAGCUCCAAGACCAGGAGAGCAACAAAGGAGGCAGCUGCAGGAUUCUGGGUUCCAAUGGCCAGAGCUACAGGAGAUGCUAUGGAGGGAGGAGACUGAAGCUAAUGACAGAGGUCUAUUCAAUGAGAGGAGCAAGAGAAGGGACAAGAAACAGCUGGAGGAUUGUGGCACACAGAGGAGUGAUGUCGGAGGAAGACCUGCAGGUUCUUUAAAUGAACAGAGGAGGACCGAGCCUCCACCUCCACUGCCUCAUCCUCAGCAGCAGCAGCAGCAGCAGCAGCAGGGUAAAAAGUUCCACCGCACGCUGCC
This is a messenger RNA of Salvelinus fontinalis (brook trout), 7241 nucleotides long. RefSeq names its product mitogen-activated protein kinase kinase kinase kinase 4-like. The transcript is spliced from 15 exons. The record is from RefSeq and is a predicted model, not a curated record. Gene Ontology annotation, biological process: protein phosphorylation. Lineage: Eukaryota; Metazoa; Chordata; Actinopteri; Salmoniformes; Salmonidae. The coding region runs from base 5804 to 7144 and encodes 446 amino acids. Gene Ontology annotation, molecular function: ATP binding; protein kinase activity.